This is a messenger RNA of Xenopus laevis (African clawed frog), 523 nucleotides long. RefSeq names its product NADH:ubiquinone oxidoreductase subunit A7 L homeolog (gene ndufa7.L). Gene Ontology annotation, biological process: ATP synthesis coupled electron transport; mitochondrial electron transport, NADH to ubiquinone. The transcript is spliced from 4 exons. NCBI's taxonomy places the organism in Eukaryota, Metazoa, Chordata, Amphibia, Anura, Pipidae. Bases 102 to 449 code for a protein of 115 amino acids. Gene Ontology annotation, cellular component: mitochondrial inner membrane. The record is from RefSeq and is a predicted model, not a curated record.
UAAGUAGGCUUACAGCAGCGUCUCUAUAACGUAUCAAGGGCGUCUGCUCUGUCCCUUCAUAGGGACUACACGCGGCUCCUCCCCUGCCCUUGACAGCAAAGAUGGCGAGUGCAACCAAAUUCAUCCAGAGGUUAAGGAACUGGGCGUCCGGGCAUGAUCUACAGAGCAAAUUGCAGCUGCGUUACACUGAGAUUUCAAAGAGGACACAGCCACCCCCAAAUCUGCCUGUUGGCCCAAGUCACAAGUUGGCAAACAACUACUACUGCACCCGAGAUGGGAGAAGAGAAUCCUUUCCUCCCCUUGUUGUAAUGUCUCCAUACAAGGUUCUACCUUCUGGAGGUCAGGCUUCAAGUACUGAUACCGCAGUAGCAACAGCAGCGAAAAAGGCAGUAGCUCCUGGGUCUCCUCCUCCUAAAAUGGAAUUAUCUAAAGAUGAGCCAUAUCUCUAAAUUAAAUAUGUAUCAAAUACACUUUAAUGUAUAUAGACAUUUGCCUGCAUAAAUAAAGUAUUUCUUCCCAGAAA